AUGGAUAUCGAGCAAUCAACUCUCAAUCAAUCUCCAGUUAUCAUACCCACCUUUUCCGCUUCGAUCGUAGGAUUCGUCUCUGGAAUGGUCUCAGCCGGAAAACUAUCGGGAGCUCAGUUUACUUGUGAAAACCUACAUCGUCUUCCGACUUCUAGACAAGCUGCCUACCUUUUUCAAAAAACGAAAAACUAUCGUAUCAUUCUUGGAGGUUUGAAGGGAGGACUUCGUUCGGGUGCACGACUUGGAGCUUGGACUGGUGCUUUUUGUUCUAUGAAAGAAGUUACAUUGAUUCCUAUCAAAUCUAGUAUACCUCAUGAAGAUCAGCUUCAUUGUCGCUUUAUCGCAGGUGGGAUCAGUGGUUUCAUUUUAGCACUCGGUGCGAGUUCACUCUAUCGACUGCGGCCUAUCUAUUCUCCACGCAGGCUGAUGCUUGGAGGCUUGGUUGGAAUGUUGGCUGGUGGAGCUGAGGAUCUGAAAGACAUACUGGCUAAUCGUGAAAAUCACCUUAUCAAUACCGAGGGCAAGCUCGAGAUUCCAUAUAAACUCAUCCUCAUGAAAGACAUCGGACAUGCAAGUCAUAUCGUCAAAUCUGGAGCGUUCACAAGAACGUUCCGCAAUAUCCACGCGACUCCGCGCUCCAUUUUUAGAGAUUGUUUAAGUUCGAUCUGGGUACAAAGUAAUCAGGCCUAUAUGGGGAUGAGAUGCUCAAACAAGUCCGAGCCGCAAAUGCUUGUUCAAAAUGAAUACUUUAACCAUCUCGCGGAAAAGGAAAUUGCUCAAGCUUCGAAGCUCCCUUUGAACAUGUACCUAUGA
This is a messenger RNA of Melampsora larici-populina 98AG31, 813 nucleotides long. RefSeq lists its product as uncharacterized. Lineage: Eukaryota; Fungi; Basidiomycota; Pucciniomycetes; Pucciniales; Melampsoraceae. The record is from RefSeq and is a predicted model, not a curated record. The transcript has 4 exons. Bases 1 to 813 code for a protein of 270 amino acids.